Molecule: messenger RNA, 702 nt
Organism: Sordaria macrospora k-hell
Lineage: Eukaryota; Fungi; Ascomycota; Sordariomycetes; Sordariales; Sordariaceae
Biological process (GO): glutathione catabolic process
Cellular component (GO): cytoplasm
Molecular function (GO): glutathione specific gamma-glutamylcyclotransferase activity; gamma-glutamylcyclotransferase activity
Source: RefSeq, a predicted model, not a curated record
AUGUCGGCCCAAGAACCUCCAAGCAAGCAAGAUGAGUUCUGGAUAUUUGGCUAUGGUGAAGACCACCGCGGCACACCCUCCGCACCGGGCCGCGUCGUUACACUGAUCGAGCGCUCUUACUGGGCCUCGCUCGCCGAUCACCACGACUCGGCACCCGCCAAGGUCUGGGGCGUGGCCUACCGAAUCAAGGCCGACCGCGUUGCCGAAGUGAAAGAGUACCUCGACAUCCGGGAGAUCAACGGGUACACGAUUCACUGGACCCCGUUCCACCCGGCCUCCGACGUAGACCCUGCGCUGCUGCCACCAGCAGAGCACAAGGGUCCCAUCCAAACCUUAGUUUAUAUCGGCACGCCUGACAACGCCCAGUUUACGGGGCCGCAAGAUCCGCAGGAGCUUGCCGAACACAUCUAUCGGAGCAAAGGGCCGAGCGGUCUGAACCGGGAUUAUCUGUGGGGGUUAGAGAAGGCGUUGGAUGAGCUGAGUCCCGAGAGCGGCGACGAGCAUGUGAAGGACCUGUCGAACCGGGUGAGGGCGGUGGCCGCGAGGUAUAAGAGUGAGGGAAAGGCCGACGCGACCGAUGAGAUUCAUACCGCGACCGGGGUUGUCAAGGUAAACGGACCAACACACGACAACGAAGACCACCACCGAUUCAGAAGAGCUGGCAGCGUAGAUGAGCAGGAGGAAACCGAGAAGACAUCAUAG